Molecule: messenger RNA, 444 nt
Organism: Penicilliopsis zonata CBS 506.65
Lineage: Eukaryota; Fungi; Ascomycota; Eurotiomycetes; Eurotiales; Aspergillaceae
Exons: 1
Coding region: 1-444 (147 amino acids)
Source: RefSeq, a predicted model, not a curated record
AUGUGGGCAUCAAAACCAUACCCCCCCUCUCCACCAAACGAUGAAGUCAACUCCAUCAUCUCCGUAGCCAAGGGCUUCCUCGCCGCCAUCUCUGCCAAGUCCAGGGAGAGCUUUGAACGCCACUGCGUCGCCGCAGGGGGGAUGGCCCUGUCGCCGCCGGGAGCGAGCCCGUUGCGCUUCUGUACGAUCGGGGCGUUUGUCGAGCGCGUCUCAGCCGUCAAGGAUGAGAUCGAUGAGCGCAUCUGGGAUCCAGAAGUGAAAGUGCAUGGGGCGGGCAAUCUGGCCGCCGUGUGGGCGCCGUUUCGCUCCGUGGUGAACGGCGUCGUGGAUCAUGUCGGCGUCGAGCUUUUCAUCUUGCAUAAGAUUAAUGGCGAGUGGAAAGUCACCGGGCUGGCAGAUUCGUGUCGCUGGCCGACGGACGAGGAGAAGGUGCGUUUGAAGUAA